This is a messenger RNA of Neocloeon triangulifer, 1721 nucleotides long. RefSeq names its product D-3-phosphoglycerate dehydrogenase. The record is from RefSeq and is a predicted model, not a curated record. The transcript has 7 exons. NCBI's taxonomy places the organism in Eukaryota, Metazoa, Arthropoda, Insecta, Ephemeroptera, Baetidae. Gene Ontology annotation, molecular function: phosphoglycerate dehydrogenase activity; NAD binding. The coding region runs from base 34 to 1560 and encodes 508 amino acids.
CCGAGGCUCCGCGACCGGACACAAGUCGCAGACAUGAGACUGGACAGUGUGCUCAUCAGCGACGCCGUCGACCAGGCGUGCGUCCAACUUCUCAGGGACAAUGGCAUCCGGGUCACGCUCAAGACCAAAAUGCCACUUCCAGAAUUACUGGAGGAAAUCAAAAAACACGACGGCCUGAUUGUGCGCUCGGACACCAAAGUGACCCGCCAGGUGCUGGACAAUGCCCCCAAGCUCAAGGUCAUCGGCAGGGCGGGCACCGGCGUGGACAACAUUGACCUCGAGGCGGCCACCGCCAGGGGAAUCCUCGUCAUGAACACACCUGGUGGAAACUCAAUCAGCGCCUGCGAGCUGACGUGCGCUUUGAUAUCCAGCCUGGCCAGGCACGUCUCGCCGGCGAGCUCGGCGUUGAAAAAGGGCAGUUGGGAGAGGAAGAAUUACGCGGGCACCGAACUCUACGGAAAAACUUUGGCCGUUCUGGGCCUCGGUCGCAUCGGCCGCGAGGUCGCCGUCAGGAUGCAGGCGUUCGGAAUGAAGACAAUUGGUUACGACCCUAUUAUCAGUGCCCAGGCUGCUCGCGAGUUCAAUGUGGAGAAAAUGGAACUGGAACAAAUUUGGCCACUCGCUGAUUACAUCACUGUGCACACCCCACUCAUUCCUCAAACACGAAAUCUGAUCAACUUUGAGGUGUUGAACAAGUGCAAGAAGGGCGUUUACAUUAUCAACGUGGCCCGUGGCGGCAUCGUCGACGAGGAAGGUUUGUUGCGCUCCCUUGAGUCUGGACAGUGCGGCGGAGCGGCGCUGGACGUUUUCACCGAGGAACCUCCAAAGUCUGAAGGUCUCAUUAGGCUGCUGGAACACCCCAGGGUGUUGGCUACGCCUCACCUGGGUGCCAGCACUGCUGAGGCACAGCAAAGGGUUGCCGUUGAGAUUGCAGAGCAAUUCGUCGCUCUUACGAAGGGUGAGGCCCUUUUCGGAGUGGUCAACUGCCCAGCCCUGACGACGGCCGUCCAGGCGAGCACAAAGCCGUGGGUCGACCUGGCUAAGGCGCUGGGCUCUUUCGGCCCUUCCUCAGACUGCACCGUGACCGUUCAGACCUUCGGGCCAGGUCUCGAGCGCCUCUCAGGUCACCUGGGACCUGCAGUGCUGGCUGGCAUGCUGGCCUCACAAACCGCCAACCUGAUCAACGCACCCACCCUGGCAAAGGAAGCCAACCUGACCGUGCGUUCAGAGCACCUGCACGGCGAACAACAGCAGGGGCUUCAGGUCAACUUCAGCAACGGGAGGUGCGUGAGGGGAAGCGUGGUGGAAGGGGUGCCCUCCCUGCUGGCUGUUGAUGACGCCCGCUUCGGCGAUAAAGGCGUCGAGCUCGGCGGCAACCUGUUGAUGCUGGAUGGCGUCACCGACCUGGCACAGGUCGUGCACUCGGUGGCCGCCAAGGGGGUGCGCAUCAGCAGACUGGCAACUGCACAUGCGGGUAGGGGUUGCGUCGCCGUCCACACUGACGCACGCGUCGACGGCGCCGUCGCCGGCGGACGACUCCUAGGACAACUCACCUUCUAACUGAUUUUUAAAUUAGAGACAAAGCAGAUGUGCCUGAUGUCUAUUUUAACUUUUAGAGAAUAUCUUGUAAGAUGAGUUUAAUUUAAAACUUCUCCUCUAAAAAGUCUUGUAACAAUUCAAAUAUUUGAAAUAAAACGAUAUUGUUAAUUGGACAAAUCACA